AUGCACGGUGGCUUACCGUGCAUGCAAUGUGAUAUCACAAUGACUGAGCAGGUCCUACUGGCCCCUUUUCUCUCGACUCAAUGGUCCGAGCCGAACAAUCUUGCUUCAACGAUGAGGUACUCAGUGGGACUCAGAAACUCAGCAUUUGCAACGGCGGCAGUCGAAGUGGCCACGGGGCUGGCAAAAGGAGCAUCAGAUGUCCUCCCCACAAGCCUUGCCCUAGGCGGCACACCCUCACCCGUAACCAGCAGUUUCGUGCCCUUUACUUUGAACAAGAGUACACCUCUGGCAACGCUUGAUUAUGGAAUCGAACGGGCCGGGUACGCCUUCUUCACGGUCGCCGGACUCAGCGAGCCGGUCCAGAUCGAGGUGAGGUAUAGCGAGCCGUUCGCGGGACUGAGCGACCCGCACUCUGACGGUCCGUUUCUCUUCUCGCCCAUGCUUGCCAACAGUUUCCGGGUCGAGACGUUCAAUGUCACCGACGUGGGACGCUUCGCCGCCCCGUUGCUCCAGGGAGGGCAGCGGUGGCAGUCUAUCACUCUGCUCACGGGCGGGGGUGUCUCCUUCGACAGUGUCGGAUUCGAAGCCACUGUGGACAUUACUGCCGUUGACGAGCUCCCAGGCUCCUUUGACUGCAGCGACGACACGUUCAACGAGGUGUGGAAACUGGGUGCAGUGGCCGCUUCGACUGCGUGUGUGGAGAAAGGAUCGCAGGGCGCAGUGUGGGAGGUGGACCCGAGCAAGGGAGUGUUCGUUCGGUCCACGAAGCCUUCCAUCACCCUCGAAGGCACCGGAUUCUCCAACUACACACUGGGAUUCGAGACAAACAUUGAUCGAGGCGGUGUCUGGUGGAGUGUUGCGAGCGCAGAGAGAACAACAGCGAUCCAGUUAAUGCUCGUCGGCGAGUUGCCCGAGGAGACCACCUUUGUCAACACGAACCGCAGCUUGUUGCAACCUAAUUCGGUGCUACUUGGCUACGGGUUUAAUUUCCUCAAUCAGACCCUUGUGAGCUCCUACCUGCUCGAUUGUUUUCCGGUUCCAUUCAACGUUAGCGAGGGGUCCUGGUACGACCUAUCGACCUCCCUCUCGCAAAGCGGUCGCCUGUCAGUGUCAGUCAGCCAACAGCCGAUAUUCAACGUGUCCCUGCGCGACUACAACGUCGGAGGCACCAUAAGCACCAGCGGCACCUUCGGCUUCGGCGCAUGGCAGGAUCAAGCAGCAUACGUCCGCAACGUGGUGGUCACAGACACUGCCACUGGCAGAAGGCUAUACUCCAACAGCAUGACCUCCCGGGACGUGCUGGCCGAGUACGGGACCCAGGCUAAUGUAGGCUCGGUCUGCCUGGACGGACCGAAACGCGACAGGGCAGUGUGGCUCGGUGACUUCUACCACACAGCACGCAUCAUCGCCACCAGCACGUCGCGGAACGACUUGUCGAGGGGAACGCUGCAGUUCCUGCUGGACACGCAAGACGAGCACGGCGAGCUCGCCAUCAGCCCGCCGCUGGGAUACGACCCCUCGGGCACGUACAACACCACGGGCGACCUGGUGGACUACCAGUUCCUGGGGCUCGCGAGCCUCCACAGCUACGUGCAACACUCGGACGACCUUUCGUUCGCGGCAGGGACAUGGCCGCGCUGGCAAAGGGCAGUCUCGUUCCUCCUCGGCACCAUAAGCCCAGCCGACGGCCUGGUCCACGUCGCCACCGCGUUCCUCGGCCCGCCACGGGGCGGCUCGGCCGUCUCGUGCCUCGCAGCCCAGGCGCUGCGGAACCUGGCGGAGGUCGCGGCGGCCCUCGACGACACCUCCUCCCAGCAGGCCUGGGCCGCAGCGGCAGACUCCCUCGCGGCCGCCAUCAACACGCACCUGUGGGACGACGCGCAGGGCGUCUACGUCCAGUCGCCAGCCGACCCGGCCACCUUCUCCGCAGCCUCGACGGCGUUCUGCAUCACCUCGGGCGUGGCAGACACGACACAAGCCACGCGCUCCCUCGCGGCCGCGGAGGCCCGGCUGAAGCUUGGCCCGGGCUACCGCGACUCGACGGUGGCCGCGGACGCCAACACGGCGACCCUGCUAUCCCCCAACACGAACGGCUUCCUCCUCGACGCGAUGCUCACGGCGGCAUCUCGGGCCCAGGAGAACGACACCGCCACCGCCGCGGUGCUCGCCCGCACCGCCGGCGCGCUGGUCCGCUCGCUGUGGGGCGCCAUGCUGGGCGACGAGACCACGGCCACGGGCGCGAGCUGGGAGUACGUCUCGCAGGGCGGGGGCCCCGGGCUGGGGCUGUUCACGAGCCUCGCGCACCCGUGGGGCGGCGCGGCGACGUACGUGCUCACCGAGCGGGUGCUGGGCCUACGUCCUGCUCCUGCCGCUGACGGUGGUGGUGGUGGUGCAGCUGUGGGAUUCGGGUACCGCAGGUGGGUCGUCGACGUCUCUGCCGGUGUCCUGCUGGGGCUGGCGAGGGCCGAGGGGAGCGUGGCGACGGCACAUGGGACGCUGCGGGCCAGCUGGGUGGUCCGUCGCGGACGGGACGGUGACGGCGGUGACGUGCUGCGGUGCGUUGUGACGGCGCCUGCUGGGACGGGCGGGGUGCUGCUGUACGACUUGGGACGGUCUGUUGUUCUGGAGGGGGAUACCACUUACGAUGUCACGGUCAAUCUGUGA
Diaporthe batatas is the source of this 2664-nucleotide messenger RNA. RefSeq lists its product as uncharacterized. Gene Ontology annotation, biological process: carbohydrate metabolic process. Lineage: Eukaryota; Fungi; Ascomycota; Sordariomycetes; Diaporthales; Diaporthaceae. The record is from RefSeq and is a predicted model, not a curated record. Bases 1 to 2664 code for a protein of 887 amino acids. The transcript is spliced from 2 exons.